AUGUUAACCAGAAUAUGGUUGACUAUUAUAACAUCUAUUCUCUUGUAUAUCAUGUAUCUACCACCGUGCGAGUCAGGACUGCUCUUGUUUCUUUUCUGUCUAGUGUAUCCGUAUUUUUGCUCUGAUACAGCAAAUGAUUUUGUGGAGCGAAGGUCAGCUAUGAUUGAUAGUCCGGAGACCUCUCUGACUGUUGCAUCAUCACGGACACAGAAGUGA
Messenger RNA from Trichobilharzia regenti, 216 nucleotides. The record is from the annotation of a GenBank genome assembly. NCBI's taxonomy places the organism in Eukaryota, Metazoa, Platyhelminthes, Trematoda, Strigeidida, Schistosomatidae.